Rhagoletis pomonella (apple maggot) is the source of this 940-nucleotide messenger RNA. RefSeq lists its product as uncharacterized. The record is from RefSeq and is a predicted model, not a curated record. The transcript has 2 exons. Gene Ontology annotation, biological process: tail-anchored membrane protein insertion into ER membrane. Bases 97 to 630 code for a protein of 177 amino acids. Lineage: Eukaryota; Metazoa; Arthropoda; Insecta; Diptera; Tephritidae.
AAAUUAAAACCACAAUUUUUAAAGAAAACUUUAUUAUAGCACAACGGAAUUUUAUCCACCUGGCCUUAAACGCUCUCUAUCCAUUUCACACAAAAAAUGUUCCUUUUGGUAACUAUUGCGACGCUGUGCCUGCUUUUGGCUAUUAUAGGGGACCUCGUCAAAUUGCUGCAACUAUCCAGAAUAUUUCGAUGUGUUUCCGGAUCUGGCUCCAACGAUGAGCUACAACAGCAACUAAAAGAAGCUCGCGAUAAAGUUGACCGCGUGCGGCAGUCAGCCGCUGCUACAAGUCACUACACGUAUACCGUAAAAUUGAUGCGAGCUGAAAACGAACUUAAAGCCAUACAAUCGAAGAUUCGUAGUGAAGGCAAUAUGCAACGUAUUAAAGGUGCAUCCGUCGAACUUAUUGUCACCUACCUUCUAAAAGGUAUCAUCUCAUUAGCGCUUUUCAUAUUAACUCUGCGCAACCGAUAUACACCCGUGCUUGUGUUUAAUGAAAGUGUAAGUUUUGAACCAAUUGGUGUACUUCUGAGCUUCCCAACAGGGAUAGACCAUGCGAUAUCUGUGCCAUUCUGGGUGUUGUCUUGCAAUAGCGCAUUCCGUAUGAUUAUCAGCGCAGUCAAAGGGAAGUGAUUGUAUGCAUUUUCUUUGCCAAUGACAACAGGAAAUAAUGUUGGCAUCGGUAGCACUAAGGAGGGAAGGAUGACUAGCUAAGUAUGAUACAAUUUUAUCCGUGAAAGUCAUCGUUAUAUAAGAUUAUCAGCACCAUCAACCGGAGUGCUCCGAACUGCCAUACAAGUAUUGCAUUUCAUUCAAUUUUAUUUUAUUUAAAUUGUAUGUGUGUAUUUACAAGUUUAUUCAAUGUGAAAUAACAGAAUUUAUAUACAUAUUUAUGCUUUCAAAUAAAAUACAUUACUGCAAAGUUUUCUCAAAAGUGCAAUAA